Paramecium tetraurelia is the source of this 4173-nucleotide messenger RNA. RefSeq lists its product as uncharacterized. The annotation marks the transcript as partial. The record is from RefSeq and is a predicted model, not a curated record. Lineage: Eukaryota; Ciliophora; Oligohymenophorea; Peniculida; Parameciidae. The transcript has a single exon.
AUGCUCAAGGUAGUUGUACUUAAACAUCAUAUCCUUGCAUUUCAAAUAAUAGUUAAGAUGGAUGUAUGGUUAAGCCCACAAGUUGUUCAUAGUUAGUUCAGUAAAAUUGUAAAGAUGGAUCGAGAUCUAAUGGUGAUUGUUAUUGGAAUGGAUCUAAUUGUGUUGAAAAGACAUGUACUAAUAUAAUAUUAACAACACAUAAUGAUUGCUAUAAUAUAUUCAAUUAAUGUACCGUCAAUGAUGAUGGCACAGCAUGUAUACCAUUAGCUUCUGCUUGCACUUCAUAUCAAAUUUAAUAGAAUUGUAAAAUUACAUCUACAUAAGAGAAUUGUUAUUGGACAGGAACAGUUUGUAGAAAUGCAAUUUUGUGAUGACACUCCAGAUUCUGAUCUAUUUGAUUCAGAUGAAGAAUGUCUUAAAUAUCAAACUCAGAAUGAAACAUGUACAAUAAUUGCAAAAGUGGGAUCUUAAGGAUGUGUACAAAAAUAACCGGUUUGUUCAAAUUACAAGACUUCCAGUUAAUGUCACAAGACUUUAUCAAAUUUAAAUGCUUAAGAUGAUUGUAAAUGGAUUAAUGGAAUAUGUUAUUCAUUAUCAACUUUUGCAACAGGACCUUGUUCUACGUUUAAAGGAACAUAAGAUAUAUGCAAAGCUUAUAGAUAAGGAUGCACAAAUGUAGCUAAUGCUAGCACUUCAACUGCAUGUACAUUAGAUUGUACUUUAAAAAUUGGAAGUGGAUUGACAUUCUAAGAUUGCUAAAAUGUAGACCCAACUUGUUCGGUUAAAAAGGAUGGUAGUGGUUGUAUUGUAAUUUAAUCUACAUGUGCAGGAUAUGGUACAACAGAUGUAAAUUGUUAUAAAUCUAAUGCAACUGGAACACAAGCAAAUUGUAUCAUGAAUAAAGCCACACCACCAAGUUGUUAAUCAGUGAGUUCAGCAUCUGAUUGUGCACUUGUAAGUGGAUCAGGACUUGAUCAUGCUAAAUGCUAAGCAUUUAAUAUUGCAUGUACAUCUUUAGGUAAAGGAAAUGGGUGUUAAGAAUUUAAAGCAAAUUGCACUGCUUAUACUGGUAAUACUGAUAAUUGCACAGUCUCUUAAUAAGGUAAAUGUUAUAUAAAUGAUCUAAAUGGUUCUGAUUGUAUGCGUUUUUCUAAUUGUUUUUCAAUUACUGGAACAAACCUUACUCAUUAAAUCUGUAAUUCCUAGAACACUGAUUGUACAGUAAAUAAAUAAAAAACAGCAUGUUAAGAUAGAAGAGCUACAUGUGAUUUAUACCCAUCACAAGAAUAAUGCACAAUAUCUGCAGCUGCCUUAAAAGCAAGUUAAUGUGUUUGGAGUGGAACAGCCUGUCUUGCUGUUACAGUAGUUGCUACUCAUUGUUCAUACAUAACUGGAACUUACUUGACAGAUUCAUUUUGUGCUACCUACAAUAAUAAUUGUACUGUAAAUUACGAAAAGACGGCCUGUUAGGAGAAAAAAGCUUCAUGUGGUUUAUAUUUAACGAAAAGUUCAUGCACUUUAUCAUUGGCAACUGGAUCAGCAGGAAAAUGCAUAUGGAAUAAUGGAAGUUGUGGUAUCAUGAUGUCACUUCUGACAAUUGCUGAAUCUAUAAAUAACUAUGAAAUGUCAAGUAAAAUUUGUGCAGAGUUCAAUCCAGCUUUUGCAGCAGCAUCAGAUGGAAAUAGCUGCUUUAUAAAAAAAGCUUAAUGUAGUAUGUACACAGAAGAAUCGUAUUGUACAACAUCCUCAGCAUCAGGUACAGCAGCAAAUUGUAUUUGGGAUGGUUCGCAUUGUUAAGCAUUUACAUCUGGUUUACUGUGCAAAUAUAUCAUAGGAAGUAAUAAGCUUGAUAGUUAUUGCCCUUCAAUUAAUCCAUUAUGUACAACAAAAUUAUAUAGAAGCAACUGUUAUGGAAAGAUGGCUAAUUGUUCAGAUUAUAAAGGUGAAGGUGAUUGCUAAUAAUCAUUAGCUUCUGGUACAGCAGGAUAUUGUAUAUGGACUGGUUCAAUUUGCACUUAUGUGACAAACCCUUCGAAUGAUUGUGGUUAUGCUAAAAUCUAUAUUGAAAAUCCAGAUUUAGUUUGUGCUAAUUAUCAUGCUUCUUGUAUUCCUUACUUUGGUGAAAGAGGAUGUCAAUAGAUUCAAUCAAAUUGUUCCUCAUACAAAACUAAAAAAGACUGUUAUUAAUCUUUGAAUGACGGUUAUUGUGCUUGGAUAAAUGAGGAUUGCAUAAUUUUAACAAGCCCGAGUCAAUGUGCUUUAGUUUCUGGUUCUGAUUUGACUGGUACUUAUUGCAAUGGAUUACAUAAAGAAUGCUGGGCAACUGCAAAGAAAGAUGGUUGCUAUUAGAUGAAAAAUACUUGUGCAGAAUACAAUAUGGCAGCAAAUAUUUGUGUUAGAAGUUUAAAUGAUGGAAAUGCUGGACUAUGUGCUUGGAACAAAACUAAUGGGUGUUAUAAAAUAACAUCUCCAAGUCAAUGCGAUUAUAUGGAUACAAUUUUGAUAGACACCUCUUUUAGAACAACAGAUGCCAUUUGCGCUAAUUUUAAUGCUGGCUGCGUUGCAAGUUUGGAGUUAAAUGGUUGUUAAGAAAUAUAAAAAAGUUGUUCAUUAUAUGUAGAUUCUUUUAAAUGUAUUAAAGCUGGAUGCAUCAUGAAAAAUGAAAAAUGCACCUCGGUAACAGAUCCUGCUACUGACUGUCAAUAUAUUCCGAAGUAACUUUUUAAUCUUUCUUGCGAAUCUUAUCAUAGUGGUUGCACAAGCAAUAAAUAUUAAUCUAGCUGUCAAGUAAAAAAAGCCAUUUGUGGGGAAUAUACAACAAAAGAAACUUGUGUAAGAUCAGCUGCUGAACCUCCUUUCGAUUGGUGUGUUUAUCUCAAUUCAAAUUGUGUUCCUGUAAGAGGAUUGUUAACUGAUUGUGCAGCCAUUACUGCAACUUCAGGUUUGAGUGAUUCCGAUUGCUCUGGGUAUAACUCUAUCUGCACAUCAAAUAAAGCUGGGACUGCUUGUUAAGAUAAAAAGAGCUUAUGUACAGAUUACCAAAAUUAGGAUUCAUGUACUGUUUCCUCAGGUUCUAAAUGCAUUUGGAAAUCUAGUUGUAUUUCUGUUAGUGAUCCAACUACUGACUGUGUAUAUGUAGUUGGUACAAAUUUAACUCAUGAUAUUUGUGUCUCUUAUAAUAAUAAAUGUACUGUAAAUAAAGCAGGAACCUCUUGUUAGGAAAUGAAAAACACUUGUGCAGAGUAUACAAAAAGUGACAAUUGCACUAGGUCGUAAGAUUCUGGACCACAAAGUAAUUGUGUCUGGCAUUCUAAAUGCUCUUCUGUCACCAAUACUUCUACAGAUUGUGUUUAUGUAACUGGUAGCAAUCUGACCAAAGAUAUAUGUGCUUUAUAUAAUCCUGAUUGCACAGUUAAUUAUUCAGGAACUGCUUGUUAGUAAAAGAAAUCCAGUUGUUCAGGUUAUACUUUGAAAGAAAAUUGUUCAGCAGAUUGCAUAUGGGAUGAAGCAUUAAAAUGCAUUUCUAUCUCAGAUCCUUCUACUUAAUGCAGCUUAGUGAAUGGAAAGACGGGACUCAACCUUGACAUGUGUAAAUUAUAUCAUAGUAAAUGUAUUAAUCUAUAGGAUGGUACUGGAUGUUAACACUCCUAGACAGAUUGUAAGAAUUAUACAACUUAGAAUUCAUGUGUUGCAUAGGCUGAUGAGACUUCCUGUUUAUGGUAUGAAAAUUCUUGCUACAAAAUAACAGGUACUACUUGUAAUACAAUUACUGGGGCUGAUCUGAAUCAUAAUAUAUGUUUCUCUUAUAACAAAGGCUGCACCUCAUUAAGUGAUGGCACUUCAUGUUAAGAUUAUAAGUCAACAUGCGAAUAGUAUUUAGGAACAACUGAAUCUUGUACUUAUUCUGUAAAUGGAAAAUGCUACCUCUAUAAUUCAAACACUUGUAUUACUAUUUUAAAUGUUUCUACCGAUUGUGCUAAGAUUACAGGUGUAUCAUUAACUUAUGAAAUUUGUUAAUCAUAUAAUUUGGGAUGCAGUGUUAAUAGAGCCAAAACUGCUUGUGUUUAAAAAGCAGCAUAAUGUUCUGGAUAUUCAACUGCAAUGACAGGUUGCUAUCAAGCAGGAGAAGGAUUAUGUAUUGCAUCCACUAGUAAUGAUUCAGCAUGUGUGCCU